Closterium sp. Naga37s-1 is the source of this 925-nucleotide messenger RNA. Lineage: Eukaryota; Viridiplantae; Streptophyta; Zygnematophyceae; Desmidiales; Closteriaceae. The record is from the annotation of a GenBank genome assembly.
AUGGCGAUCCCGUCGUUGUCAGAGUCCGAAAUUGUCAGUUCAGCAGUCGCCAGGAGGAGCCUAGUUGCUCUGUUCGACACAGAGGGGGGAAAUGUGGGCGUGCGCAGCGAAGGCGGCCGGUUGCAUUCAUGCACCCUCCUCCCCUCACUGCGUGCGUCUGCCUCCCCCGUCGCCUCCUUUCUGGACUUCACUUUCUCGCACGCUCUCUUGACAUACCCCCAGCCUGCCCUGGACCCCUCCAUCCGCUUCCUCGCAUACGAGUGGCUGGACGAGCCGGGCGGGCUAGCAGACUCCCUCACUGGCCUCGCCACCGCGUUCGCCUGCGCGCUGCUCACCCGCCGAGCCCUCAUUCUCCGCCACCCGCUCCUGCCGCUUGCGUUCGCGCCGAACCUCAUCGACUGGUCGUUCUCACCGGACGUUCCUGUGGAGCCGGCUCGGCGGAUCGUAGUGAAAAGGGGAGUGCUGGUGGGGCCUGAAGGGGGAGGAGGAGGAGAAGGAGGGGGUGGGGUUGGGGGAGAGGGGGGGAGUGGUGGAGAAGAGGGGGGGAGGCGGAGGGGGGGGAUAGUGCAGGAGGGGGAGGUGGUGGUGGUGGAUCUGCGCAACCAGUUUGUGGAGCCGGAGGAGUUCUUCGCGCUGCUGGACCGGGCCUUGAACGUGCGGCUGUCGUGGAACAGAGGCCUGCUCACCUAUUGGCUCGUGCAGGCCACAGCCCGACCUGCCUCUGGUGGCUCCUCGGGCCACAGGGUGGCGGUGGUGGGGAUCCACCUGAGAGCGAACGACACGUUUGUGUGGGAGGGCAAGGAGGGGUUUGGGGAGCCCAAGGUGCUGAGCGACGGGGAGAGGGGCGUGCUGAUGGCGUGGGCUCACAGCUACAUGGCGUGCGCUGAGGUGCGUGUGGUGAUGGGAGUUCGGGGUUUCACUGGAU